This is a messenger RNA of Grammomys surdaster, 2728 nucleotides long. Its product is annotated as structural maintenance of chromosomes protein 4-like. Gene Ontology annotation, cellular component: chromosome. Gene Ontology annotation, molecular function: protein binding; ATP binding. NCBI's taxonomy places the organism in Eukaryota, Metazoa, Chordata, Mammalia, Rodentia, Muridae. The record is from RefSeq and is a predicted model, not a curated record. The transcript is spliced from 2 exons. The coding region runs from base 522 to 2615 and encodes 697 amino acids. Gene Ontology annotation, biological process: mitotic chromosome condensation.
UUGAAGAGCUGAAAAGUAUACCUGCCAAGAGUGAAAAUAUCAUAAAUGAGACAACAACUAGGAACAAUUCUCUUGAGAAAGAAAGAGAGAAAGAAGAAAAAAAGUUAAAAGAAGUCAUGGACAGCCUUAAACAGGAAACACAGGGGCUUCAGAAAGAAAAGGAGAUUCAAGAAAAAGAACUUAUGGGUUUUAACAAAUCAGUAAAUGAAGCACGUUCGAAGAUGGAAGUCGCCCAGUCUGAACUUGAUAUCUAUCUCAGUCGACAUAAUACAGCAGUAUCUCAAUUAAAUAAGGCAAAGGAAGCUUUAAUUACAGCUUCUGAGACUCUCAAGGAAAGGAAAGCUGCAAUCAAGGAUAUAAACACAAACCUCCCUCAGACUCAACAAGAAUUAAAGGAGGUUUCAUCUUCUCACUUUUAGAAAGAAAAAGAACUUCAGAAAUUGACACAAGAAGAAAUAAACUUAAAAAAUUUGGUUCAUGAUCUUUUCCAAAAAGUUGAAGAAGCAAAGAGUUCCUUAGCAAUGAAUCGAAGUAGGGGCAAAGUACUGGAUGCAAUAAUUCAAGAAAAAAAAUCAGGGAGGAUCCCAGGAAUAUAUGGAAGAUUGGGAGACUUAGGAGCUAUUGAUGAAAAAUAUGACAUUGCUAUUUCAUCCUGUUGCCAUGCAUUGGACUACAUUGUUGUUGAUUCUAUUGAUACAGCCCAAGAAUGUGUAAACUUCCUUAAAAAACAUAAUAUUGGAGUUGCAACUUUCAUAGGUUUGGAUAAGAUGGCAGUGUGGGCCAAAAAAAUGAGCAAAAUUCAAACUCCUGAAAAUACUCCUCGGUUAUUUGAUUUAGUAAAAGUAAAAAAUGAGGAAAUCCGCCAGGCUUUUUACUUUGCUUUACGAGAUACCUUGGUGGCUAACAAUUUGGAUCAAGCUACAAGAGUGGCGUAUCAAAAAGACAGGCGAUGGAGAGUAGUAACUCUACAGGGCCAGAUCAUAGAACAGUCAGGUACAAUGACUGGUGGUGGAAGCAGAGUCAUGAAAGGAAGAAUGGGUUCUUCAGUUAUCGAUGAAAUCUCUGUAGAAGAGGUAAAUAAGAUGGAAUCCCAGUUGGAACGGCAUUCUAAACAAGCAAUGCAAAUCCAAGAACAGAAAGUACAACAUGAAGAAGCAGUAGUUAAGUUAAGGCAUAGUGAACGAGAAAUGAGAAAUACACUAGAAAAGUUCACUGCAAGCAUCCAGGGUUUAUCAGAACAAGAAGAAUAUUUAUGUGUACAGAUUAAAGAGCUGGAAGCUAAUGUGCUUACUACAGCCCCUGACAAAAAGCAGCAGAAAUUGCUCGAAGAAAAUGUUAAUGUUUUCAAAAAAGAAUAUGAUGCUGUGGCUAAGAAAGCUGGGAAAGUUGAAGCUGAGAUUAAACGGCUACACGAUACCAUCAUAGAUAUCAACAAUCGAAAACUCAAGGCCCAACAAAACAAACUUGACACAAUAAAUAAGCAGCUGGAUGAAUGUGCUUCUGCUAUUACCAAAGCCCAAGUCGCAAUCAAGACUGCUGAUAGAAAUCUUAAAAAGGCUCAGGAUUCUGUUUGCAACACAGAGAAAGAAAUAAAAGACACUGAAAAAGAAAUAAAUGACUUAAAAACAGAACUAAAAAAUAUUGAAGACAAUGCAGAAGAGGUCAUAAAAAACACAAAAACUGCAGAGAUGUCCUUACCAGAAAUCCAGAAAGAACAUCGUAAUCUACUUCAGGAACUAAAAGUUAUUCAAGAAAAUGAACAUGUUCUUCAGAAAGAUGCACUUAGUAUUAAGUUAAAACUUGAGCAGAUAGAUGGCCACAUUUCUGAACAUAACUCAAAAAUAAAAUACUGGCAAAAAGAGAUUUCAAAAAUAAAAUUGCAUCCCAUUGAAGAUAAACCUGUUGAGACAGUAUCAGUUCUAAGCCAAGAGGACCUUGAGGCAAUCAAGAAUCCAGAUUCUAUAACAAGUCAAAUUGCACUUUUGGAAGCUCAGUGUCGUGAAAUGAAACCAAACCUUGGUGCCGUCGCUGAGUAUAAAAAAAAGGAAGACUUAUAUUUGCAAAGAGUAGCUGAACUGGACAAAAUUACUUCUGAAAGAGAUAAUUUUAGACAAGCAUAUGAAGAUCUUCGAAAACAAAGGCUGAAUGAAUUCAUGGCUGGUUUUUAUGUAAUAACAAAUAAACUAAAAGAAAACUACCAGAUGCUCACUUUGGGAGGGGAUGCUGAACUGGAGCUUGUGGAUAGUUUAGAUCCUUUUUCUGAAGGAAUCAUGUUCAGUGUUCGGCCACCUAAGAAAAGUUGGAAGAAGAUCUUUAACCUUUCAGGAGGUGAAAAAACCCUUAGUUCGUUGGCCUUAGUGUUUGCUCUUCACCACUACAAGCCCACUCCCCUCUACUUCAUGGAUGAGAUUGAUGCAGCUCUGGAUUUUAAAAAUGUGUCUAUUGUUGCAUUUUACAUAUAUGAGCAAACAAAAAAUGCCCAGUUCAUAAUAAUCUCUCUUCGAAAUAAUAUGUUUGAGAUUUCAGAUAGACUUAUUGGCAUCUAUAAAACAUACAAUAUUACAAAAAGUGUUGCAGUGAACCCAAAAGAAAUUGCAUCUAAAGGACUCUGUUGAAAUUGUUCAUACUGAAAAUUUUCAAAUUUACUUGGAUUUGGUGUUUCUGGUUUUGUCUGUAAAAGAUUGUAAAAAGAUUAUAAGUUGUAUAAAUAAUUUUUUUCUAAAUUGUA